GGAGGAGGAGGAGGGCAGGGCGGUAAGAUGGAGCGGUCGCGCGCAACAUCGCGAAGUCCAAGUGGACGUGAUCUCGAGCUUGUGGCGUGGCCCUCGUGCGCGCGAUAGCGCGCCGCAGGAGCAAAGCGCGCGGCGGGAACAAAAAUACGCCGCAGUGUUGAGGCUGUCCUCAGGAGAUACAUCCGCAUCCACGGCCUCACACCCUGGACACUUCGGUAGCGAGACCGUGGACAUAGGGGGGCGUUGCGAGCAUGAGUAUCCCGGCGGCGCCUGCAUGCCAAAGCCCUCUCCGCCCUCGGGUGUGCGGCCGCCCUCGCGGGAGGUCUCGGCGGCGAGGCCGGCGACAGCCUCGGACAUCGCACAAAUUGGCGCGCGGACGGCCCAGACCCAGCACCGGCCAUAGCCGGGAUGCCGAACGGCCUCGGCCGUUCGCCUGGACAGGCGGGCUGCAAAAGUGUGCCCGUCACAAACAAACAGGCCGAGGAGGCAGCAGAGGAAGCAGCAGCACGAGUCGAUGCGCAGUCGAUGGGCGCCGCCCUCGCUGCAGAGUUUUCGUGCUAUACGGUGCGGAGCACGCUGGAGAAGGAGCGAAAAAGGGCCUUCCUGGAGGAGAGGAGGAGGGAGGAGGACGGAGGAGGAGCAGCAGGAGCCGACGCGCGGCCUACGACUGGCGACCCGCUCAAUCACACACAACUGCCGCAGCAGGCGGGUGAUAACACGAGGAGCACGAACGCGAGCCGACGCGCCGCCAAGCUGCGACGAUGCUCGCGGCCCGCUUGACAGCACAGCUGCUGGAGACGAGGACGAGGAUAGCGAGGACGUUUCAAAAACGCGCGGUGGCCUUCGCCGAGGCGCCCUCCCAGCUGCCGGGGGGCGGCGCGCGGCCAGCACGCGGGCCCCCCCUCCGGGGGGGCGGCGUGCGGCCGUGCGCAGCGGCCCCGCGGCUGCGCGUGGGGAGGCCGCACGGGGGGGGAGGGCGCUCGGGCGCGCGAGGGGCGAACACGGCCGGUGGGGGCCGCUCGGAGCAGAGGCGAGAGUGAACACGGGCCUGCGCCCGAAACACUGACGCUCGCGCUCGCGAGCCUACCCCGAGGAAUGU
This is a messenger RNA of Prorocentrum cordatum, 1099 nucleotides long. The record is from the annotation of a GenBank genome assembly. NCBI's taxonomy places the organism in Eukaryota, Dinophyceae, Prorocentrales, Prorocentraceae.